UUGAUGAAGAUCUUUGGUAGCUUGAACAUAUGCGCUUGACAACAAGACGAUAGCGAGCUAGCAAGUCAUGUCUUCCUGAAACAAAAAUACAUUUCUAUGCAGACUACGGUGACUUUUUGCCAAGUUUAGCUACUAGAACAGUAGGCUAAGCGUACCUUAACACCACGACAGGCCGAAUAUACCAGCUUGUAAUACCUAACAAUCCUAGAAAGUGACGUUAUUAUAAGCCUACUCCUGAGAUAGUUUGUAACAUCCAUCCAUUUCCUACCGCUUAUUCCCUUUUUGGGGUCGCAGGGGGCGCUGGCGCCUAUCUCAGCUACAAUCGGGCGGAAGGCGAGGUACGACCUGGACAAGUCGCUAUCUCAUCGCAGGGCCUAGUUUGUAACAGUGGAGCUAAAAGUCAGCAUUGGGGGUGAUGUGUUGGUUAUGAGCGAUGGAGGACAAUCAAUGUGGGGACCUGGACUACCUCAUCCAAGAUGAAGAUUCUUUCAUAGAAGGUGUCAGCAACCAAGUUGUGUUUGUGGUGGUGCUCACUAUCACCUUCCUGGCAGGGAUCCUCGCGCUGCUCUGCAGGGAAGACCAUCAGAAUAUUCAUCCAGAGAAUCAGGAGCAUGUUCGAGCUGUUCGACAGCAGCUGCAAACGGAACAGGAGGAAAAUCCUCAGCCGGAAACAAGGCAGCAGUAUUACACGGACAUGUCUUGCCCUGUGUGUUUACAACAGGCUGUCCUGCCUGUCGAAACCAAUUGUGGUCAUCUAUUCUGUGGAUCAUGUAUUAUAGCCUACUGGAGGUAUGGCACCUGGUUGGGUGCCAUUAAGUGUCCCAUAUGCAGACAAAUGGUAACGCUGCUCUUCCCGCUUUUUCAUCAGCACACCACGCCUCAGAGAGUCCAGGAUGGCACAGCGGUACCUCAGCUGAUCUUAAGAGACAUCAACGAUUAUAACCGACGCUUCUCAGAUCAGCCGAGAUCUCUAAUGGACCGCCUGCGAGACGUGCCAACCCUCCUCCGCCAUGCCUUCAGGGAGAUGUUUUCCAUGGGCGGCCUCUUCUGGAUGUUCCGCAUUCGAAUUAUCCUCUGCCUGGUUGGCGCCCUCACCUACCUGGCCUCGCCCCUAGACAUCCUCCCCGAGGCGCUUUUCGGCCUGCUGGGAUUCAUGGACGACUUCUUUGUCAUCCUACUCUUCUUUAUUUACAUCUCAAUCAUGUACCGCGAGGUGGUGACGCAGAGACUGAACGGCUAGGUCAAUGAGACACACAAAGCCUGCUUUCUUCACGCUCCGAGAUCGUUUAAGAAGGUGUAUAUAAAUUACCGAACUUGAUCAAUACUUUUGGUCUGCUCGAAGGGCUUAGAGAAAGUUGGCAGCAAGAAUACUUGAUAGGCUCAUACAAAGCAAUUCAACCAAUACAUGGAGGGGAUACCAUUGCUUAGUGAUCAUAUUUCCUCUGUGUCCAAGGUUGUUAACUUACCCAACUUCAGAGAUUGCCAGGUGUGUAUUAUAGGUGGAAGGUCUUUAUUUGUACAAAUAGCGUCUGCAUAUUUGUGUUCGCUUUCCCCCAACUUUAAUUAUAUCUUAGUUAAAUGAUGUAUGGUGUCAGUCAUUACGAUAAGAGGAGAAAGUGCAACACUAUUUUGGCUGCCACUGUAUAUAUAUAUUGCUAUAUCAUUAUACUAGCAUAUUGUGAUGAUUUAGCAUUGUCCUAAAUUCAGUUGUAUUUGUACAAAUGGGUCAAAAUGAAUGACUCGAGACUACCACUGUUUUAGUUUGGUCUACAGUGGCUAUUGGAUGACAGAGUAAAGCUAAACUGUUUAACAUUAUAAAGGAGCAACAAAGAGGCGUUUAUUAAAGAUGAGGUGAUAAUUCGUCAAAAUAAGGCACUUUUUGGAGUAGAGGCCAAUCAAUAUUGGUAGAAAGGUGGUACUGUUAUUUGAUGGGACCUUUUUAUCGAUGCUCUUUAAUGUUAAAUUAUAUGAGUAUAUUUAAGACACCAUCAUGUGACUCUUACAACCUGCUUGUGUGUGUGCCUGUAAUCUAUAUCAUAAUGCAAGACAAUUAGUCAAUUUUGAUAACUGGGCUUGAAAAAUAAAUGGCACUUCAGCAAUGCGCAAAUAACAA
This is a messenger RNA of Nerophis ophidion (straightnose pipefish), 2113 nucleotides long. It is a transcript of the gene rnf170, whose product is annotated as ring finger protein 170. The transcript has 7 exons. Lineage: Eukaryota; Metazoa; Chordata; Actinopteri; Syngnathiformes; Syngnathidae. Gene Ontology annotation, molecular function: ubiquitin protein ligase activity. The coding region runs from base 434 to 1240 and encodes 268 amino acids. The record is from RefSeq and is a predicted model, not a curated record.